GGGGCCGUCGUAAAAGUGUCGCCCGUCAUCUCUCGGGCCGGGCUACAGGUCUCCGCUCGCUUCCAGUCAGGGGUCGACAGCUGCAGGCGUUAGUUUCCCUUAAGAUGGCGGACGAGGAGACCGACGGUGAGGAGAGGAUGGAAGUCAGCACCGAGGUGCCCCAGACCCCUCAGCGGCUGGCAUCCCAGUGGGAUCAACAAGUUGAUUUUUAUACUGCUUUCCUGCAUCAUUUAGCACAAUUGGUGCCAGAAAUUUAUUUUGCUGAAAUGGACCCAGACUUGGAAAAGCAAGAAGAGAAUGUGCAAAUGUCAAUAUUCACUCCACUAGAAUGGUACUUAUUUGGAGAGGAUCCAGAUAUUUGUUUAGAGAAAUUAAAGCAUAGUGGCGCAUUCCAACUCUGUGGGAAGGUUUUCAAAAGUGGAGAGACAACAUAUUCUUGUAGGGACUGUGCAAUUGAUCCAACAUGUGUACUGUGUAUGGACUGCUUCCAGAAUAGUGUUCAUAAAAAUCAUCGAUACAAGAUGCAUACUUCUACUGGAGGAGGGUUUUGUGACUGUGGAGACACAGAGGCGUGGAAAACUGGCCCUUUUUGCUUAAGUCAUGAGCCUGGAAGAGCAAGUAUUACAAAAGAGAAUCCACGUUGUCCAUUGAAUGAAGAGGUAAUUGCUCAAGCCAGGAAAAUAUUCCCUUCAGUGAUAAAAUACAUUGUAGAAAUGACUAUAUGGGAAGAAGAAAAGGAACUGCCUCCUGAACUGCAGAUAAGGGAGAAAAAUGAAAGAUACUACUGUGUCCUUUUCAAUGAUGAGCAUCAUUCCUAUGACCAUGUCAUAUACAGUCUGCAAAGAGCUCUUGACUGUGAACUUGCGGAGGCCCAGUUGCACACCACUGCCAUAGACAAAGAGGGUCGUCGGGCUGUUAAAGCAGGUGCUUAUGCCUCUUGCCAAGAAGCAAAGGAAGACAUAAAGAGUCAUUCAGAAAAUGUCUCUCAACAUCCACUUCACGUAGAAGUAUUACACUCUGAGGUUAUGGCUCAUCAGAAAUUUGCUUUGCGUCUUGGUUCCUGGAUGAACAAAAUUAUGAGCUAUUCAAGUGAAUUUAGGCAGAUCUUUUGCCAUGCCUGCCUUAGAGAAGAACAUGGCUCUGAGAAUCCCUGUCUCAUAAGCAGGUUAAUGCUCUGGGAUGCAAAGCUUUAUAAAGGUGCCCGGAAGAUCCUUCAUGAAUUGAUCUUCAGCAGUUUUUUUAUGGAGAUGGAAUACAAAAAACUCUUUGCCAUGGAAUUUGUGAAGUAUUAUAAGCAACUGCAGAAGGAAUAUAUCAGUGAUGAUCAUGACAGGAGUAUCUCUAUAACUGCACUGUCAGUUCAGAUGUUUACUGUUCCUACUCUGGCUCGACAUCUUAUUGAAGAACAGAAUGUUAUUUCUGUCAUUACUGAAACUCUGCUGGAAGUUUUACCUGAAUACUUGGACAGGAACAAUAAAUUCAACUUCCAGGGUUAUAGCCAAGACAAACUGGGAAGAGUAUAUGCAGUAAUAUGUGACCUAAAGUAUAUCCUGAUCAGCAAACCCACACUAUGGACAGAAAAAUUAAGAAUGCAGUUCCUGGAAGGAUUUCGAUCUUUUUUGAAGAUUCUUACCUGUAUGCAGGGAAUGGAAGAAAUCAGACGACAGAUCGGGCAGCACAUAGAAGUGGAUCCUGACUGGGAGGCUGCUAUCGCUAUACAGAUGCAAUUAAAGAACAUUUUACUCAUGUUUCAGGAGUGGUGUGCUUGUGAUGAAGAACUCUUACUAGUGGCUUAUAAGGAAUGCCACAAAGCUGUGAUGAGGUGCAGUACAAAUUUCUUAUCUAGCAGCAAGACAGUAGUACAAUUGUGUGGUCAUACUCUGGAAACCAAGUCCUACAGAGUGUCUGAGGAUCUUGUGAGCAUACAUCUGCCACUUUCUAGGACUCUUGCUGGUCUUCAUGUGCGCUUAAGCCGGCUAGGUGCUGUUUCAAGACUGCAUGAAUUUGUGCCUUUUGAGGACUUUCAAGUAGAGAUACUAGUGGAAUAUCCUCUGCGUUGUCUGGUGUUGGUCGCCCAAGUUGUUGCUGAGAUGUGGCGAAGAAAUGGACUCUCCCUCAUUAGCCAGGUGUUUUAUUACCAAGAUGUUAAGUGCAGAGAAGAAAUGUAUGAUAAAGAUAUCAUCAUGCUUCAGAUUGGAGCAUCUUUAAUGGAUCCCAACAAGUUUUUAUUACUUAUACUUCAGAGGUAUGAACUUGCUGAUGCUUUUACCAAGACUAUUUCCACAAAAGACCAGGAUUUGAUUAAGCAGUAUAAUACUUUAAUAGAAGAAAUGCUUCAGGUCCUCAUCUACAUUGUGGGAGAGCGUUAUGUACCUGGAGUGGGAAAUGUGACCAAAGAAGAGGUCACAAUGAGGGAGAUUACUCACUUGCUGUGCAUUGAACCAAUGCCACACAGUGCUAUUGCCAAGAACUUACCUGAGAAUGAAAAUAAUGAAACUGGCUUGGAGAAUGUGAUAAACAAAGUGGCCAUAUUUAAAAAACCAGGCGUAUCAGGCCAUGGAGUUUAUGAACUGAAAGAAGAAUCAUUGAAAGACUUCAACAUGUACUUUUAUCAUUACUCCAAAACACAACAUAGCAAGGCCGAGCACAUGCAGAAGAAAAGGAGAAAACAAGAAAAUAAAGAUGAAGCAUUGCCACCACCACCACCUCCUGAGUUCUGCCCUGCUUUCAGCAAAGUCGUCAACCUUCUCAACUGUGAUAUUAUGAUGUACAUACUCAGAACCAUAUUUGAGCGGGCAAUCAACACAGAAUCUAACUUGUGGACAGAAGGGAUGCUCCAAAUGGCAUUCCAUCUUCUGGCAUUAGGCUUACUAGAAGAGGAGCAGCAGCUUCAAAAAGCUCCUGAAGAAGAAGUGACAUUUGACUUUUAUCAUAAAGCUUCAAGAUUGGGAAGUUCAGCCUUGAAUGCUCAGAAUGUACAAAUGCUUUUGGAAAAGCUCAAAGGAAUACCCCAGCUGGAAGGUCAGAAGGACAUGAUAACAUGGAUACUCCAGAUGUUUGACACAGUGAAGCGACUGAGAGAAAAAUCUUGUUUAAUGGUAGCAACUACUUCAGGAUUUGACUCCAGUAAGAAUGACGAGAUUACUCAGGAUAAAGAAAAAGCAGAACGAAAAAGAAAAGCCGAAGCUGCUAGGCUACACCGCCAAAAGAUCAUGGCUCAGAUGUCUGCCUUACAGAAAAACUUUAUCGAAACUCACAAACUAAUGUAUGACAAUACAUCAGAAAUACCUGGGAAGGAAGACUCCAUUAUGGAAGAAGAAAGCAUCCCAGCAGUCAGCGACUACUCUAGAAUUUCUUUGGGUCCUAAACGGGGGCCAACUGUUACUGAAAAGGAGGUGCUGACAUGCAUCCUCUGCCAGGAAGAACAAGAGGUGAAAAUAGAAAAUAAUGCUAUGGUAUUAUCAGCCUGUGUCCAGAAAUCCACUGCCUUGACCCAGCGCAGGGGAAAACCCCUAGACCUCUCAGUAGAAACCAUGGACCCACUCUUCAUGGAUCCAGACUUGGCCUAUGGAACUUACACAGGAAGCUGUGGGCAUGUCAUGCAUGCCGUGUGCUGGCAGAAGUAUUUUGAAGCUGUGCAGCUGAGCUCUCAGCAGCGCAUUCAUGUUGAUCUUUUUGACUUGGAGAGUGGAGAAUAUCUUUGCCCUCUUUGCAAGUCUCUGUGCAAUACUGUGAUCCCUCUUAUUCCCUUGCAACCUCAGAAGAUAAACAGUGAAAAUGCAGACGCUCUGGCUCAACUUUUGACCUUGGCACAGUGGAUACAGACUGUUCUCGCCAGAAUAUCAGGUUAUAAUGUGAAACACACUAAAGGAGAAAGCCCAACCAUUCCUGUCUUAUUUAAUCAAGGAAUGGGCGAUUCCACUUUUGAGUUUCAUUCCAUCCUGAGUUUUGGAGUUCAGUCAUCGAUCAAGUAUUCUAACAGUAUCAAGGAAAUGGUGGUUCUCUUUGCCACAACGAUUUAUAGAAUUGGGCUGAAAGUGCCUCCUGAUGAAAUGGAUCCUCGAGUCCCUGUGAUGACCUGGAGCACAUGUGCUUUCACUAUUCAAGCAAUUGAAAACCUAUUGGAAGAUGAAGGAAAACCUCUGUUUGGAGCACUUCAAAAUAGGCAGCACAAUGGUCUGAAAGCAUUGAUGCAGUUUGCAGUUGCACAGAGGACUACCUGUUCUCAGGUCCUGAUACAGAAACAUCUGGUUCGCCUACUGUCAGUUAUUCUUCCAAACCUAAAAUCAGAAGAAACACCAUGCCUUUUGUCUAUAGAUCUGUUUCAUGUUUUGGUAGGUACUGUGUUAGCAUUCCCGUCCUUGUACUGGGAUGACACUGUUGAUCUGCAGCCUUCAUCAAUUAGUUCUUCCUAUAACCACCUUUAUCUCUUCCAUUUGAUCACCAUGGCACACAUGCUUCAGAUACUUCUUACAGUGGAUACAGGCCUCCCUCUGGCCCCAGUUGAAGAAGACAGUGAAGAGGCUCAUUCUGCAUCCUCUUUCCUUGCAGAAGUUUCACAAUAUACAAAUGGCUGCGUUGGGUGUAGUACUCCUGGCUGGUAUUUGUGGGUCGCAUUGAAGAAUGGCAUCACUCCUUACCUUCGCUGCGCCGCGCUCUUCUUCCACUACUUACUUGGGGUAACUCCGCCUGAAGAACUGCUUACCAAUUCUGCAGAAGGAGAGUACAGUGCAUUAUGUAGCUAUCUAUCUUUACCUACAAAUUUGUUCCUGCUUUUCCAGGAAUAUUGGGAUACUGUAAAACCUUUGCUUCAGAGGUGGUGCGCUGAUCCUAUCUUACUCAACUGUUUACAGCAGAAAAGCACUGUGGUCAGGUACCCUAGAAAAAGAAACAGUUUGAUAGAGCUUCCUGAUGACUACAGCUGCCUCCUAAAUCAAGCUUCUCAUUUCAGGUGUCCACGGUCUGCGGAUGAUGAACGAAAGCAUCCGGUUCUCUGUCUUUUCUGUGGGACCAUCCUGUGCUCUCAGAACAUUUGCUGCCAAGAAAUUGUGAAUGGGGAAGAGGUUGGAGCUUGCAUUUUUCAUGCACUUCACUGUGGAGCAGGAGUCUGCAUUUUCUUGAAAAUCAGAGAGUGCAGAGUGGUCCUGGUUGAAGGUAAAGCCCGAGGCUGUGCCUAUCCAGCCCCUUACUUGGAUGAAUAUGGAGAAACAGACCCUGGGCUAAAGAGGGGCAAUCCCCUUCAUUUAUCUCGUGAGCGAUAUCGGAAGCUCCAUCUGGUCUGGCAGCAACACUGCAUUAUAGAAGAGAUUGCCAGGAGUCAGGAAACGAACCAGAUGUUAUUUGGAUUCAACUGGCAGUUGCUGUGAGCGCCAACUCUGCCUCAAGACAAUCACGAAUGACAACAGUAAUAAAGACAGAUUUUAAAUUAUGGAGAACUUUCUGAGGGCUGGGGAAUUAUUGGAGGGUCUUUUGCUCCAUGUCCAGAUUCACGUACGUCAAUAAAAUAUUCCUUAAUGGAGUAUCACUUUCAAUUAGCAAACAUAUAUUUCAAGGGAAAAAAGGACAGAUUAAUGUUUAAUGUUCUAGAACACUAAAGAAAUAAGUUUUCACCCCAAGCUAAUAUUUCCAAAAAAAAUGAUUCUCCUUAAUCUGUCCUAAUAUAUUUCAUUCCAUCCACCUGAUAAAUGAAGUCACAGCUAAGAAUUGUGGACAUUUUAUAUGUUGGUUAACUCAACACAAUUUUGUAUUUGGUAUUUUCCUGAGCAUAGUUCAGCUAGCAUUGGAUCACUGAUGAUUCUGAUGUUAUGGUCUUCUUUGCAGCUAAAGGGGAAUUGCAGAAACCAUGAAAUACUUUUCAAUUUUGAAAGAUGCAUAAAAGUAAACGUAAUUCACUU
This is a messenger RNA of Dipodomys spectabilis (banner-tailed kangaroo rat), 5894 nucleotides long. RefSeq names its product ubiquitin protein ligase E3 component n-recognin 1 (gene Ubr1). The transcript is spliced from 47 exons. Bases 105 to 5366 code for a protein of 1753 amino acids. Gene Ontology annotation, biological process: protein ubiquitination; ubiquitin-dependent protein catabolic process via the N-end rule pathway. Gene Ontology annotation, molecular function: ubiquitin protein ligase activity; zinc ion binding. Gene Ontology annotation, cellular component: ubiquitin ligase complex; cytoplasm. The record is from RefSeq and is a predicted model, not a curated record. Lineage: Eukaryota; Metazoa; Chordata; Mammalia; Rodentia; Heteromyidae.